AUGGCGGCGGUCGCAGAUGUCAACACCCAGGGUGCGGCAAGUCCUCCGUCAGCGCAGCCAACUUCUGUUCCAAGCACGGCGGAGGGCGACGAUACACACGUCGUCAUCCUGGAGGUUGACGAGUCCUACCAUCGUUACUACGCCGUCGAGUGCGAGGCCGACCGCAUUGGGAAGAUCAAGGAUGUUUUAAAGAGCCCCCUCUAUCGAGCGACCUGUGCCGAAUUCGUGGGCAGCGGCCUCUUCCUGUUCACCGUGAUCACCACCGUCGUCAACUACCCCGCCGAUCAAGCCCUGGGCGUCGCGAACCUACUCGCCCCGAUCGGAGUGGCCACCGUGUUCGGCGUCACCAUCAGCACUCUCGCGUACACCUUCGGAGACGUGAGCGGAGCGCAUCUGAAUCCGGCGGUUACUUUAGGCUUCCUCGUCCGCAAGAGCAUCUCGCCUGUUCGUGCGGCGCUGUACGGCACCGCUCAGUUCCUCGGAGCCACGUGCGGAGCGUGCCUCGCCCGUCUCGUCAGUGAUUGGGACCUCUACGACGCGGGCGGCAGGGGCGUCAACUACGUGACGCACGGGCACGCCCUCUGGCAGGCCCUCAUCGCCGAGAUCGUCGCCACGGCCUUCCUCGUCACCGUCGUCCUGCACGUAUCAUACCUGGCCACCAAGCAAUACGGGCACGGGCCUCUCGCCAUCGGCGGCGCGGUCCUCGUCUGCCACCUCGCGCUCAUCCCCAUCACCGGAACGUCUAUCAAUCCGGCGAGGUCCAUCGGUGCCGCCGUCGCGUCGGGGAGCAACGCCCGCCACCAAUGGUCCGAGAUCUGGGUCUUUCUGGCGGGGCCGCUCAUCGGGGGCUCCCUGGCCGGCCUGAACCCUCUGUGGGGCGACGGACCCAGGAGCGAUGCCGAGAUCCCCCAACCCACCCCCGCCCCGGGCCUCGCAGCCUGA
Molecule: messenger RNA, 942 nt
Organism: Klebsormidium nitens
Lineage: Eukaryota; Viridiplantae; Streptophyta; Klebsormidiophyceae; Klebsormidiales; Klebsormidiaceae
Source: the annotation of a GenBank genome assembly